GCUGCAAACGAGGUAAUCGUCUAAUAGACGAUGUUUGUGCGUUACAUUCCAAAUCUGAGAACAACAACAUUGUGAAUAAGUGUUUUUAGUGUAUAACAAGUUCAUACACCUGCCCAUGUGGAAGUAAACCAAGAAAGGAGACCAAUUUGCCAGAGACAGAUAGAGGGGGACACGGCAUCUGCGAGACGUGGGGAUAUCCUGAUCGGACACAUUACAAAAUUUCCCACUUAACUGGAUAUGGUUCAACCAGACAGUAACGACAGUCACUCCUGGACCAGGAAAGCAUCCGAGAAGUCAACACAACAAAGGAGCAGGCGUCGAUCAAGAUCCCCCGAUAAAAAAUCGUCCCAUCAUAGUCGACAGUCUCCGACAAAUAGCAGACACAGGAAACACGGACAUAAAUCUGAACAUAAAGGGCACAGAAAAGACGGCUCACUUUCUCAAUCUCCUAUCCGGCAUGACUCUGCAGAAAAUGAUCGCUACAGGCGUCGAUCAAGAUCCCCUGAUAAAAAAUCAUCCCAUCAUAGGCGACAAUCUCCGACAAAUAGCAGACACAGAAAACACGGACAUAAAUUGAAACAUGACAGGUCGCACGCUCGAAAUAAACAUCAGAGGGAAUCGUCAUCUAAUACUGAUUCAUCGGGAGGAGGGAGCGAUUCACCAUCUUGUGAAAGCAGUGAGGAGAAGCCCGUUGCAAAAGUGCCACUAGGUGGUGCUGUUGUGCAGAUAUCAAAGGAGGAGAGACGACGAAGGAAGGCACGAAUGAAAGCACUGGAGACACCAGAGGAGAAACGAGCUAGGCGACUUGCUAAGAAGGAAGCUAAAGAAAAAAAGAGAAGGCUUGAAAUGGGAUGGGACAAAGAUUACCUGGGUUACACAAACACUGAUAAUCCAUUCGGUGAUGCCAAUCUCCUUGAAACAUUUGUAUGGCAUCAAAAACUCGAGAAAGAGGGAAAAGCUGACCUGCCAAAACAUGAGUUGCAGAAGAUGGGGUUAAAAAGUCAGGAAGCCAAUAAGAUAGAACUGGAGAAGGUCAAAGAGAGGCGACUACAGCGAGAGCAAGAACUUCUGCAGAGGGACGAAGAAAUGCAAAUGGAGCAACGAGCAAGGGAAGCAGAUCAGUAUAAAGAAUGGGAGCAUCAGGAGGAAAAGUUUCAUCUCCAGCAAGCUAAGCUCCGAUCAAAAAUACGAAUUCAAGAUGGCAGAG
Molecule: messenger RNA, 1207 nt
Organism: Priapulus caudatus
Lineage: Eukaryota; Metazoa; Priapulida; Priapulimorpha; Priapulimorphida; Priapulidae
Product: cactin-like
Biological process (GO): mRNA cis splicing, via spliceosome
Cellular component (GO): cytoplasm; spliceosomal complex
Source: RefSeq, a predicted model, not a curated record